Molecule: messenger RNA, 2003 nt
Organism: Conger conger (European conger)
Lineage: Eukaryota; Metazoa; Chordata; Actinopteri; Anguilliformes; Congridae
Gene: bgna
Product: biglycan a
Exons: 8
Coding region: 225-1343 (372 amino acids)
Molecular function (GO): protein binding
Source: RefSeq, a predicted model, not a curated record
GCAGGUUAGGGCUCCUGCUCUGCUGGCAGAAAGGGGCUCGUAGGAGGCGACGCCAAAGGGCACCGAUACAUCUUACGGUGCAAAGAUAAUACAUAUAAAUAAAUAUACAUAAAAGGGGCAGGUUCAAGGUUCGACAUCAAGGAAAAACGCACUAAACUCGCUGACCACGUCAAUCCGGGAAAUUCUUGAUAUUCUGUAAAAAGGUCCGUCUGUGAAGAGUAGCCAUGCUGCCCCACUCUGCACUCGUUCUGCUGCUCUGUGUGACUCACCUGUUUACCCCCUGCCCUGCCCUGCCCUUUGAGCAGAAGGGAUUCUGGGACUUUGGGAUGGACAGUGACAUCGGUGACCUGAUGAAGAUGAUGAGGGAUGAAGAGGAAGGAUCUGCCAUUGAGGAACUGCCCCGCCCUAAACACGAGCCCACCUGCCCCUUUGGGUGCCAGUGUCACCUGCGUGUGGUGCAGUGCUCAGACUUGAGCCUCACUGCUGUCCCGUAUGACAUCCCUGCUGACACCAGGCUGCUGGACCUGCAGAACAACUACAUCACAGAGCUGAGAGAGAACGACUUCAAGGGGCUCACCAACCUCUAUGCCCUGGUUCUGAGGAAUAAUCAGAUCUCCAAGGUGCACCCCCGGGCCUUCGCCCCGCUCCAGCGUAUGCAGAAGCUCUACUUCUCCCACAACCACCUCACGGCCAUGCCCAAAAACCUGCCCCCCUCCCUGGAGGAACUGCGCAUCCAUGACAACCGCAUCCGGAAGAUCCCUGCCGGGACCUUUGCCAACCUGAGGAACAUGAACUGCAUUGAAAUGGGAGGAAACCCCCUUCACAACAGCGGUUUCGAACCCGGAGCUUUUAAAGGACUCAAGCUGAGCUAUCUUCGUAUCUCUGAGGCUAAACUAACAGGCGUUCCCAAAGACCUCCCAGAAAGUCUGCACGAGCUUCAUUUGGACCACAACCAGAUUCAGGCCAUAGAACUGGAGGACUUGAGCCGGUACACAAACCUGAACAGACUGGGCCUGGGCUAUAACCAUAUUCGGAAUAUUGAAGCUGGCAGUUUGCAUUACAUGCCUUACCUGAGAGAACUCCACAUAGACAACAACCGACUCAACAAUGUUCCGGCAGGCCUCCCCGAAAUGAAAUACCUCCAGGUGGUCUAUCUCCAUGCCAACAACAUCAGCCGCAUCGACAUCAACGACUUCUGCCCCCUGGGCUUCGGCAUGAAGAGGACCUUCUACAACGGCAUCAGUCUCUUCUCCAAUCCCAUCAACUACUGGGAGGUGCAGCCUGCCACCUUCCGCUGUGUGAGCGACAGCCUUGCCAUUCAGUUCGGCAACAACAGGAAGUAGAGGAAAGGGGCGGGGGUAGUGAGAGAGAAAGGAAGCGAGAGUGUGGGUGAGAGAGAGUGUAAAACAGAGAGGAGGAAGGGAGAGAAGGCAAAAGACAGAGACAAGCCGGCGAGGAGGAACCAAAUUGCCACAAUUCAAGGUUUAAAAAACCCACGUGUCGAGCCUCACAGAGGUGGCGAUGAUGGAGGAAAAACUGAUGGUGAUUUUUUAUCCAUUUCUGUGAACUUUACACAAAAACAGAAGCAUUAAGAAAUUGGGAGGGGACAGAGAUGCUUAGAUAUAUAGAGAUAUAUGGGAGGGAUCAUAUGUUCAGUGAUAUGAAUCAAUCAUUGUGUUCUGUUCUAGGGAGAACAUUAUUUUUAUUUGUCCAAAGAAAUCAGUGGCUGACAGCUCAUUGUAGCUCCACCGUUGACGGGGGUCAUGACACCUCUCUCCCCCACCAGUAUGGGGAACUUCAUCCAUCCUUAUCAUUUUCUUUAGGUUAAAUGCAAACAUACCCCCUGAUAAACUGUAUUUGUGAUUUCCUGUUACAGUUCAUCAAACUGGCAACCGUGCACAACAUUUAGAAUCUUGUCAUUCAAGAAAAGCAUUACAGAGCAUGACUUAUUCAUCGAACAAAUUCUGAUGCUGUGACACUUUUCUUAUAAACCUUUUAAUGAA